AUGUGGCUUGCCAAGGAUGCGACUGGCGCGGGGAAGACGUACACCAUGGGCACCGGCUUCGACAUGAGCAUCUCCGAGGAGGAGCAGGGCAUCAUCCCGCGGGCCAUCGGCCACCUCUUCAGUGGCAUCGAGGAGCGCAAGCGCGCGGCUCAGAGCCAGGGCGUGGCAGCCCCCGAGUUCAAAGUCAGCGCCCAGUUCCUGGAGCUCUACAACGAGGAGAUCCUGGACCUGUUCGACAGCGCCCGCGACCCUGACGCGCGGCACCGCAAAUCCAACAUCAAAAUCCACGAGGAUGCCAGUGGGAGCAUCUACACCACGGGGGUCACGUCGCGCCUCAUCAGCUCGCAGGACGAGCUGAUCCAGUGCCUAAAGCAGGGAGCUCUUUCCCGUACCACCGCCAGCACCCAGAUGAACGUGCAGAGCUCCCGGUCCCAUGCCAUCUUCACCAUUCACCUGUGCCAGACGAGAGUGUGUGCCCGCCCAGAGCUGGUGAACGGGGAGGUGACCAGCCUCCUGGAUGGAUCCCAGCCCGCCACCGAGUACGAGACCUUGACAGCCAAGUUUCACUUUGUGGACCUGGCUGGCUCGGAGAGGCUGAAGCGGACGGGAGCAACCGGCGAGAGGGCGAAGGAAGGGAUCUCCAUCAACUGCGGGCUGCUGGCCUUGGGGAACGUCAUUAGUGCCCUCGGAGACCAGAGCAAGAAAGUCGUGCACGUGCCCUACCGUGACUCCAAACUCACCCGCCUGCUGCAGGAUUCCCUUGGGGGAAACAGCCAAACCAUCAUGAUUGCCUGUGUGAGCCCCUCUGACCGGGACUUCAUGGAGACCCUGAACACGCUCAAAUACGCCAACCGGGCUCGCAACAUCAAGAACAAAGUGGUGGUGAACCAGGACAAGACAAGCCAGCAGAUCAGUGCCCUGCGGGCCGAGAUCGCCCGCCUGCAGAUGGAACUGAUGGAGUACAAGGCAGGCAAGCGAGUCAUCGGGGAGGAUGGCGCCGAGGGCUACAGCGACCUGUUCCGUGAGAACACCAUGCUGCAGAAGGAGAACAGCGCCCUGCGCAUGAGGGUGAAGGCCAUGCAGGAGGCCAUCGAUGCCAUCAACAGCAGGGUCACCUACCUCAUGAGCCAGGAGGCCAACCUGAUGCUGGCCAAGGCAGGGGAUGGUAACGAAGCCAUCGGCACCCUCAUCCAGAACUACAUCCGGGAGAUUGAAGAGCUGAGAACGAAGCUUCUGGAGAGUGAGUCCAUGAACGAGUCCCUGCGCCGCAGCCUGUCCCGAGCCUCUGCCCGGCCCCCCUACUCCAUGGGCUCCUCCCCGGCUGCUGGCCUGGCAGGUCUGUGCAGCCCCGCUGUGCCAGUGGAUUCAGAGGCCUCCGAUGUCCUCCGACGGGCCAAGCAGGACCUGGAGCGCCUGAAAAAGAAGGAGCGGAGGCAGCAGAGGAAGAGCCCAGAGAAGGAGGCGUUAAGGAAGCAGCAGAAACUGCAGCAGGACAACGGGGAGGAGACGGAUGAGAACGAGGUGGAAGAGGAGGAGGAGGAGCAGGACGAGAGUGGCUGUGAGGAAGAGGAUGGGCGCGAGGAUGAAGAUGAGGACUCGGGCAGUGAAGAGAGCCUGGUGGACUCAGACUCGGAUGCAGAGGAGAAGGCUGUGAAUUUCCAGGCUGAUCUGGCAGAUCUGACCUGUGAGAUUGAGAUCAAGCAGAAGCUGAUUGAUGAGCUGGAGAACAGCCAGCGGCGCUUGCAGACCCUCAAGCAUCAGUAUGAGGAGAAGCUGAUCCUACUGCAGAACAAGAUUCGGGACACGCAGCUGGAGCGGGACCGGGUCCUGCAAAACCUCAGCACCAUGGAGUGUUACACAGAGGAGAAAGCCAACAAGAUCAAAGCAGACUAUGAGAAGCGGCUGAAGGAGAUGAACCGGGACCUGCAGAAGCUCCAGGCAGCCCAGAAGGAGCAUGCUCGCCUGCUCAAGAACCAGUCCCGCUACGAGCGGGAGCUGCGGAAGCUGCAGGCAGAGGUGGCCGAGAUGAAGAAGGCAAAGGUUGCGCUGAUGAAGCAGAUGCGGGAGGAGCAGCAGCGGCGCCGGCUGGUGGAGACCAAGAGGAACCGGGAGAUUGCACAGCUCAAGAAGGAGCAGCGCCGGCAGGAGUUCCAGAUCAGGGCUCUGGAGUCUCAGAAGCGGCAACAGGAAAUAGUGCUGCGGAGGAAAACCCAGGAGGUGUCAGCACUGCGCCGUCUGGCCAAGCCCAUGUCAGACCGGGUGGCGGGCAGGACGAGCCAGAAGCCGGCUAUGCUGGACUCGGGCGCAGAGGUCUCGGCCAGCACCACCUCCUCCGAGCCCGAGUCCGGCGCUCGCUCCGUCUCCAGCAUCGUGCGCCAGUGGAACAGGAAAAUCAACAACUUCCUGGGAGACACCUCGUCCUCUGUGAACGGGGCUCGGCCUGCCAGGAAGAAGUUCCCCAAGAAGGGCUCAAGCCAGACCUUCAGCAAAGCCGCCCGCCUCAAGUGGCAGUCGCUGGAGCGGCGCAUCUUCGACAUCGUCAUGCAGAGGAUGACCAUCGUCAACCUCGAGGCGGACAUGGAGAGGCUCAUCAAGAAACGCGAGGAGCUGUCACUGCUGCAGGAGGCGUUGCUGGGCAAGCGGGCGAAGCUGCAGGCGGAGAGCCCCAUGGAGCAGAAAGGGCUGCAAGAGCUGAAUGAGGAGAUUGAGGUGCUGGGGGCCAACAUUGACUACAUCAACGACAGCAUUUCAGACUGCCAGGCCACCAUCAUGCAAAUUGAGGAGACCAAGGAGGAGCUGGACUCCACGGACACCUCGGUGGUGAUCAGCUCCUGCUCCCUGGCCGAAGCCCGGCUGCUGCUGGACAACUUCCUGAAGGCCUCCAUCGACAAGGGGCUGCAGGUAGCCCAGAAGGAGGCCCAGAUCCGGCUGCUGGAGGGGCGGCUGCGGCAGACAGACGUGGCCAGCUCCUCACAGAACCACGCCAUCCUGGACGCCCUACGGGAGAAGGCUGAGUCCCACCCCGAGCUGCAGGCGCUGAUCCACAACGUCCAGCAAGAGAACGGCUACACCAGCACGGAUGAGGAAGUCUCAGAGUUCAGCCUGGCUUCAGAUGGGAGCAUCUCCCAGUCUUUCACCAUGAAGGGCUCAGCAAGCCAGGAUGACUUCAAGUUCAAGGGAGAGCCCAAGCUCUCGGGGCAGAUGAAGGCGGUGUCAGCUGAGUGUCUGGGACCCACGCUGGACGUCUCUACCAAGAACAUCACCAAGUCCUUGGCAUCCCUCAUGGAGAUCAAAGAGGACGGGAUCGGCUUCUCCAUCCGAGACCCCUAUUACAAGGAGAAGGUGUCACGCACCGUCAGCCUGCCCACGCGAGGAAGCACCUUUCCCAGGCAGUCUCGAGGCUCAGACACUUCUCCCCUGACAAGGCGGAAAUCCUACGACCGUGGGCAACCUGCCAGGCCUGCAGACAUUGGCUUCACACCUCCCUCCUCCCCUCCCACCCGCCCGCGCAACGACCGCAACGUCUUCUCCCGCCUGACGAGCACCCAGAGCCAGGGGUCUGCCUUGGAUAAGUCUGAUGACAGCGAUUCCUCUGUCUCGGAGGUGCUGAGGGGCAUCAUUAACCCAGUGGGUGGCACCAAGAAUGCCCGGACAGCCCCACUGCAGUGUGUCUCGGUGGCAGAGGGACACACCAAGCCUGUGCUCUGCCUGGAUGCCACCGACGAGCUGCUCUUCACGGGGUCCAAAGACCGAGCUGCAAAAUGUGAAAACCUGUGACCGGCCGGAAAAAUCGCCUCCCUCAAAGGGUCACCCCAAAACAUGUGUUUCCAUCAAGUAUGCAGCCACACGGGGCUGUGUUCACCGUGUCCACGUUCGUACAUCAAAAUGUGGACCAUCCGCGACGCCGCCCGCUGCAUCCGCCAACCCUCCACAUCCUCUGGACAGGUGAUCUCUGGGGACGCCUGUGCUGGGACCACCACCCGCACGGUCACCAGCGUGCAGGGGGAGCACCAGAUCAACCAGAUCGCCCUCAACCCCACGGGCACCACGCUCUACGCCGCUGCCGGGAACGCCGUCCGCAUCUGGGAGCUGAGCAGGUUGCAGCCUGUGGGAAAGCUGAGCGGCCACAUCGGGCCCGUGAUGUGUCUCACAGUGAACCAGACAGCGAGCAACCACGACCUGGUGGUCACAGGUUCCAAAGAUCACUACGUCAAGGUGUUUGAGAUCACGGAGGGCAUGGUGGGCAACAUUGGCCCAACUCACAACUUCGAGCCCCCUCACUACGAUGGCAUCGAGUGCCUGGCCAUCCAGGGAGAUGUCCUCUUCAGCGGCUCCAGGGACAACGGCAUUAAGAAGUGGGAUCUGGAGCAGCAGGAACUUACCCAGCAAAUCCCCAAUGCCCACAAAGACUGGGUCUGUGCCCUGGCCUUCAUCCCCGGCCGCCCCAUGGUGCUGAGCGCCUGCCGAGGAGGUGUCAUCAAAGUCUGGAACGUGGACACCUUCACCCCAGUCGGGGAGAUCAAGGGGCACGACAGCCCCAUCAACGCCAUCUGCACCAACUCAAAGCACAUCUUCACUGCCUCCAGCGACUUGACAGUGAAGCUCUGGAGUGGGAGGAGGUUGCCCGCGGGGUCAAACUAGGAACUGCAGAAAGACUGGAAGGCUUGGGAGCAGGGUGAAGGUCAGGGUGCCUCCCCCUGCUAUUAGGACUCGCUCAUCUACAGGAGCACUCAGCCCAGCACAGGGAUUUCUUUGUGCCUGACCCAACGGGGUGGAGGAUACCUCAUGUGAUACUUUGAGCACUGCCAUCUCCUGUGGGGCACUGGCAGCUCUGUGGGGCACUGACAGCUCCACCUUCCCUCCUGCUGAGGUUUCUCGAUGGCUCUCCGGUGACCAGGAAAUAUUUCAUCUCUCCUCUCACCCAUCCUGCUGUAAGGACUUCUGGGGGUCAGAGCUCCUUGGCUCCUUCUUGGAGACACCCAGUUCCCUCCUGCCACUGUGGGCUUGUGUGGCCUCUGCUGUGAAGUGCUGCUCUGGGGCUGGUUCCUGCAGGAGUCCUUCUCCACAACCACGAGGACAUUUGGUGUCUGCUGGCCAGGACACAAGUACAGAGGGUGCUUCUCUGGAGCCAUUACUCGUGGGACACCUCUCUGCUGUGGGGGCUGCAGAAGGAUUUCCUGGUACUCCUGUUCUUCCCCAUCCUCUGUCUACCUGGGGGCUGCAUGUCCCCUGCAGUUGGAGGUGGGCACCUCUGAGCUCCUUUGCCAUGUCCCAUCUU
Molecule: messenger RNA, 5278 nt
Organism: Manacus vitellinus (golden-collared manakin)
Lineage: Eukaryota; Metazoa; Chordata; Aves; Passeriformes; Pipridae
Gene: KIF21B
Product: kinesin family member 21B
Biological process (GO): mitotic spindle organization; microtubule-based movement
Molecular function (GO): microtubule motor activity; microtubule binding; ATP binding
Source: RefSeq, a predicted model, not a curated record